Molecule: messenger RNA, 948 nt
Organism: Tremella mesenterica DSM 1558
Lineage: Eukaryota; Fungi; Basidiomycota; Tremellomycetes; Tremellales; Tremellaceae
Exons: 4
Coding region: 1-948 (315 amino acids)
Source: RefSeq, a predicted model, not a curated record
AUGUCUUCUCGUCCGGAGCUCAACGCUUAUAAAUUUUUUGCAGAUCGCUAUGCCGCUGUUCUCGCUCAGGAGGGGAACUCUCCCCGCCAUGUGUCGUCCAUGGGCUUUGGAGCCCUAGCCAUCACCGAUGGCUCGCCUUCUGCUGCUGCAGCCUCCGCUGCAGUUCCUUCUGCCACCGCGUCCCCUGUUGCGGUUACGACCUCUCUCUCCUCUGGCCAACAGGAGGUCAGACCUGCUCCUGUUGGCCUUCCGCACCCGUCAGGCCGUACUGCCACUGUGGUAGAAAUCAAUGAUGAUGACGAUGAGGAGAUGGAUGGUGUUCGUUGUGGUGAAGAGAUGGAUGUGUUGGUUGAUGAUGGUGAGAAGGGUGGUGCCGAUGAGGAUGAUGAGAUGGGUGAGGUCGAUGAAGAUGAGGAAAUCCUCAGCGUUGGUCUUGGUGACCCAGCGCUGUUUGAGGAUAGAGAAACGUGGGUGUCAGAGAUGGAAAAGUUAAGUCCUGUUCGUGAUAAUGAAGGUUCUCCUGAAUUCCGCGUACGGCUCCAGACUUCUUUCGGGAAGAAACGGGUUGCGUAUCAGGAGAAGAUGGAAGCUCUGGCUGAAAUAAAAGCCGAGAAACAUCGCCAUUCCCCUUUCGCCCACGACGAAGUAUCCCCUCCUUCGGCGAAACGGGUCAAAGAGACCCCUCGGUCCUCUACAGGGCAGGCUGAAUUGUUUCCCUCCCCUUCCCAUGAGCCAGGGAGUGCUCGCAAGGCGUCGUUGCGAGAACAGGAUAGGCUAUGGCAGUUGUUUAUCGAUGAAAGGGAGCGAUGGGAGGUCACAAGUAUCGAUGAGUCGUGUGAUAGAUGUCGCCGUGAAAUUAUCACGUAUGGGAGAUCAAAGUGGCCGUGUCUUCGACCGGUCAAACCUCAUAAUCGCGGAUCCCGUUGUGCUUCUUGCACUUCUGUGUAA